This is a messenger RNA of Exophiala mesophila, 753 nucleotides long. RefSeq lists its product as uncharacterized. NCBI's taxonomy places the organism in Eukaryota, Fungi, Ascomycota, Eurotiomycetes, Chaetothyriales, Herpotrichiellaceae. The record is from RefSeq and is a predicted model, not a curated record. The transcript is spliced from 3 exons. Bases 1 to 315 code for a protein of 104 amino acids.
AUGGCAAAUCCCGGUCUUACUGCAUGUGCAGUAACCGGGGCAAUUGGCGCCACUAUUAUUGCCUUUCCUGCCCUUGACACUCUACCCUUGCUUGCUUUAGGAGGGUUUGGCGCUGGUGGUGUGCAGGCUGGAAGUCCCGCAGCUGCCGUUCAAGCUGGUAUUGGAAAUGUCGCAGCAGGUUCCUGGUUCGCCAUUGCCCAAAGUGCAGCUAUGGGGGGCUCUGGAAUUGCAAUUGCAAAUGCAGCCGUUGAAGUCGGCGCAGUUGUUGUAGCUGCUGGUGGAGCUCUUGGUCGCGGAGUUCUAGGAUCGUCCUAGUCAGAGUCGAAAGACGAAGAUUCCGUCCAGGGCAGUGAUGACGAUGAUGAAACCACACCAGAAGGCGAAGAUGGUCAGGAAGAGGGCCGUACCGAAGAUCCAGCAAACACUCAGGGUGAUGAACAAGCACACAAAUGAUACAUAUCCUAGGGUAUCGAUUCAACGUUCCACAAAGAGAUUCUUGGUCGCACAGAAGAUUCUCCGGCCUUCUUGUUCCGGACAGGCUUGAAAUUGCAGAAUAAGAAACCAGGACACUAUGGAGAAGUGGCAGAUGAAUUGCAGGAUUAAGCGACAACGAGGUGACUUCCUUCUCCAGAUAGAUUAAGCUUCCAAUUUCCCCGCAUCAAGCAGGCACGGAGUGGAACUUGCCGCCUUGGCAUUGUCCACCAUGGAUCUCGACCUUGGAAGCCCAAUGCAUAUCUCCUUUGAUCCGCUGCG